Ooceraea biroi (clonal raider ant) is the source of this 11024-nucleotide messenger RNA. RefSeq names its product zinc finger protein castor homolog 1. Gene Ontology annotation, cellular component: nucleus. Gene Ontology annotation, molecular function: RNA polymerase II transcription regulatory region sequence-specific DNA binding; DNA-binding transcription factor activity, RNA polymerase II-specific. Lineage: Eukaryota; Metazoa; Arthropoda; Insecta; Hymenoptera; Formicidae. The record is from RefSeq and is a predicted model, not a curated record. Gene Ontology annotation, biological process: positive regulation of transcription by RNA polymerase II; regulation of neuron differentiation.
GCUGGAGAACCCAGACCACCGGAGGACCACCCCGACGAGAUUCUGACGGCGGCGGCUGGAACGUUAUUGACAUCGCGGGGGUGGCGUCCCUCGUCUGCCGCCGAGAGGGUGGCGGCGGCGACACGCGGCGAACGAAUUUCGCGCCGGCCUGAGGAAGACGCGAAGCGAACCGCCCUCUUCGGACGCGGAGUUCGGCAGACCACCCCCACUUCUUCCCCCUCUCGAGUGGGUCGCAUGAGCGCGCGCGCGCGCGCGUGCGAGCGUGCGCCUCCCUCCUCAUCGCGGGUGCUUAGACAGCUACGGGAAUCGAAGACAUACGGGUACCGUGUUUCGCGGGUGGAGAACCCGCGCGUGUCCUACGCGAUCGCCCUCCGGGACAGCGAGGAUAUUACAAGUCGGGACGAUAACGCGGACAAUACCGAAAACGCCAUCCCCCUCUCGCGAUUCUAGUGCGUAUCCGAUCGGAGAGCUCAAUUGAGUGUUCUCAGUGCUGUUACCAAACCUGUCAUCCUUGUGUCCCUUCUAGGAAGGGAUGAUACUCUCUUCACGACAAAGUGGACACUCUGAUUCGCGUUUGUGAAAAAUUCUUGUCUUGGGAGUAUCGGAUCGGGGGUGAUGCGCGAUGAGAUUUAAUUGCUCGGAAGAUCAGUGGUGGUUGGUUUAAAUCAGCGAUCAUUUGGACUAAGGGGAUGAUUAGAACUCGAGCGGGCAUGCUGAACGAUCAGUUGAAUGCCUACCGGAGGAUCUCGAGUGACGGUGUUCAGAGUGGCACGAAUCACGUUCAGGGUGUUUGAUGAGGGUGGAAGUGAGGAAUCUCAGUGGGGAAUUUCGAAGAGGGAGGAGCUGGUGCGUGCUUCGUGGCCCUGAGGGAAGUCUCGCGGAGCUCUGCAACGAGGGUUGAUCGCUUUUCUAGUGAUCGACGACGAACCCAAAGACUCGUAUCUGGAUCGUUCGGUGUGAGUGACCGCGAUCGCGGGGAUAUCUUGCGAGUUUGGUGCGCGAGCGAUUUUGAAUUGUCACGUUUCUCAAGUGAACGGACUAGGGCUGAAGUAGCCGGGGGUGAUUAGUGUGGAUAAUCGAUAACUGUUCACGAGGCUUUUAUUGGCGACACGCAUGUCCGAACUGUGGUGAUAUCGACGGGAGUGAUGCGUAGAAGAAACGGAGAUACUAACUAGAGAGCAAGAGGAUGCGGUGAGGAGCCGGCUGGUUCGCCGGGAGGUUCGAGAUGUCCGCCGUAACCAGCCCGUAUGGCCCCGCGGAGAUGCUUUCCGACUCGGUCUACAACUACGCGACGACCCGACGGGGCGCCGCCGAUCAGGACAGCGACUCCCAGUACGAGGCCCAGGCCCAGUUGCAGAUCACCAGCAGCAUCCAGAGCAAGCCACGCAACAAGCGGAAGAACUUCAAGCCUAUAAGCAGCCGGAUGGCGGAGGUGUCCGACGAGUCCGACAGGGACGACGACGAGCCGGAGAUCGUGGAGGAGAGCUCCAGCGAGAUCCUCGAGUACGAGAGGAAGACGAUGCUGCUGCCGGCCGAGGAGAGGUCGAAGCAGAGGCUAAACAACAAUGAGGCCAGCCCGAUGGACCUCUCGGUCGCCACCAGGCCACCAUCCUCCGAUGCCGACGACGACAGCGGCGACUCCCUCAGGCAUAAGUUCAUCCUCGAGCAGCUGAGAUCGCAGAAACUCUACUCCCCUGGUACAGAGGCGAGAAGCCCAAACUCCGAUUCGUCGGAGAGGAGUGGAAGCGGCGUCCUGGACGCGGAAUCGUCCCGUCUGGACGAUCAGGACAUCCAGUUCGAGGACGAGCGGGGCAACGACGUUGACGGCGAGGUCGAGAUCGAGGAGCGGAAGCCCUUCGAGGGCAUGAGGGAGUACGCGGAAUCGACGAUGCAGGAACUCCUGGCGAUCUACGGGCUGGCAGGAGGCGAACUGGCAAAGUCGGUCAGCAGGCAACUGCCGCCCACGUUUCUGAAUCCGAAUACCGGUCAGCAAGCUCAAGGAAAGUUGAAGGUGAAGGUGGAGAAGGACGCCUCCUCGAUGGCCCCUGGCAGUCCACCCACGCCCCCGCACACUCCGCAAAGUCCGCAACGCGCGAUUCCACCCCUCGGCAACUUGUCGCAGUCAUGUCAAACGUCAAACGCGAAUUCGCCGAAUCUGCAACAGCAGCAGCCACCGCAACAGCAGCAGCAAUCGCAGCAGCAGCAUCAGUCACAGGAUCAGCAGCAUUCUCUACACGCCAUGGCCAACUCACCUCUGAGCCAGAUACUGGUGCAGAAUCCGGCGUUGGCGCAACUGUUGCAGCAGAAUCCGGCGAUCCUGUCGCAGAAUCCGCAGUUGGCUCAGCUGCUGCAGCAGAAUCUCCAGGUUCAGAUGGGCAGCGUACUCUUUCAGAACGUGAGACGAGAGGAGUCCGACGAUUCCAGGGUACCGCCGACAAUAGCGAGCCUGGCGGCGAUGAAGGUGGAGGCAGCUGACCCGAAGGUUUCCGCUUUGCUCAGGCAGAGUAUGUCCCCGGUAGCGGACUCUUUGAUGGGUGGUUCCAAGUCGGUGUCCCAGCCGAUCAUCGAUUACUCCCGAUACGUGAGGCGAUACACAUCCGGUCAAGAAUGCGGUAGUACGUACUGCAAAGAGCUCGGCUGCAGGGAGCACUUCCACUGUCUAGACUGCAGCGGCAGGGUAUUCGUGAAGAAGGAGGAGAUGAUCAGGCACUUCAAGUGGCACAAGAAGAGAGACGAGUCCUUGCAGCAUGGCUUCAUGAGAUACUCGCCGACGGACGACUGUUCGGAAAAGCAUCCCGGCCGGGCGUGUCCGCACAACAGAAAGCAAACUCACUACCACUGCAUUCACGAGAAUUGCGACAAGGUGUACAUCUCGACGUCGGACGUGCAGAUGCACGCGAAUUACCAUCGUAAGGACUCAGCCAUCAUACAGGAGGGCUUCCAGCGAUUUCGAGCCACUGAGAGUUGCGCGACCGAUCAUUGUACAUUUGCCGGCCAGCGAACUACGCACUUUCACUGUCGACGAUCCGGCUGUCGGUUCACGUUCAAAAAUAAGGCCGAUAUGGACAAGCACAAAUCUUACCACAUCAAAGACGAGCAACUGUCACGCGACGGAUUCAAGAAGUUCAUGAAAUCGGAAGCCUGCCCCUUCGAUCAGUGCCGGUUCUCGCGAGUUUGCAAUCACAUUCACUGCAUACGACCGCACUGCAGUUACGUUCUACACUCCUCCGGUCAACUCUUUUCGCACAAGCGGAAACACGAGCGUCACGAGUCGGAACUGGCUUACCGGAAGUACAAACAAGUCAGUGCUGUAGGCGGUAUUCGACCACCAGGCUCGUGGGCGCCGGAUGAAUUGAGCGCCCAAAGUUUGUCCUUGAGCCUGAACGGUGAGAGCUCUAACGAGGGCAGAGGUUCUCCAUCAUUCUACUCCCUCGACGAUUCCUUCCAAAGCGGGAGCGACCUCGCCAUGGACCUUACCGCCCCGACUACUACUAUUACCGCCAGUGGGAGUUCCGUUGGUCUCGAUCAACAGCACCAGCAGCAACAUCAGCAGACCCAACAACUCACCGCCACCGAAUUGGCGUAUCUGAUACCAGCUACUGCGGAAUGCACGUGCAAUGUGGGCAGGGAACACCACCACUGCGGACUGGACCGUUGUGGUGCCACCCUGAAGGAUUCCCGCGAAGUCAGAGAACAUCUAAAGGAACACGAGACGCAGGAACGCAUAACGGACGCCUUUUUCGAAGAGGGCGGUUGCGACGACGGUUGUCCAUAUGCAAAUAAAGAAAAGCAUUAUCACUGUAAUUGGGAAAACUGUCGGGAGGUGAUACUCUCCACUGACAAGCCCUUCCGCAGACUACAGCAUUACAAGAUCCACGAAUACAGUCGGCAACUGAACCUCUCUUGCUCCUCCCACGCUCUUUCGCCUGAUGUCACGCUGACCCACUUGACGAACAUCGACGCAAUGUUCAGGCGAAAGCGUGGCAGACCACCGAAGAAUCGGGUGAUUGAGAUCUGGUCGGGCGGCGAUUCCGCGUCGCAUACUCACGAUUCGCCUCAGGCAAUCUUCACGAGUUUCAAACUCCCCAAACCGCAGACUCCGAACCUGACGCCUAAUCUGUUGAUGGAUGAUCGCGAAGGUAGCGUGUCGCCGUCGAACAGUUUUGGCGAGCCUGAGGGCUUUGCCACUUACAAUCCGGAAGGGUGUCCAGACACAGCCUGCGUACUCAGAUCGACCAGGCACCAUCAUUGCUCGCAACCGCGAUGCCACUUCUCCACUGAUCGACCGGAUCAGCUGCUCAUGCAUAGCAAGGACUUUCACGACAACGUCGACAUACCGCCAGGCUUUGCCUUCUACGAUAAGAUGGUCGACUGUCGACUGUCUAGCUGUCACAGCAAUCGCGUCAACCGACACUUCCACUGCACGAGACCCAAUUGCGGAUACUCGUUUGUCAGGUACUCGACGAUGGUGUUGCACGAAAAGCAGCAUUCCAGUCAUGCCGAGGCGGCUGGCAUCUGCGGCCAGGAGUCGAACAAUCAAGAGUGUCAAACGCAACCUCAAUCGUUGGUCCAGGAGACAAAACCCAGGAUUCAAGUGAAGAAUCCCGCCGAGCUGAUCGAAAAACCCGACGAGAGUUUGACCGUGAGCGAUCAGGAGAGCAGAUCUAUGCUCGAGGAUAAGGAAUCCGGAUUGGCGAGUCCCGAUAGCGGCAAGACUACCGUGGUGAGGGCGGCUGGCACCUAUUAUCCGGUUAGCGGACCGCCGAGCGAACCCGCACUUCCGGGCGUCGUGCUAUCCAUGCGAACUUCCGUGCACCAAGAAUCACCAGUCAUGCCGUCUAUGAGCUCCAAUUCACCGCACACGCUUUAUGGACCUGAGCAAAGCUGCAGUAGACCAUUCUGCAAGCUGAAACGCAAGAAUCACUAUCACUGUAAUGCGUGUAAUCAGGCCUUCUCAGAAUUGGACCGUCUGGUCGCGCACAUAGCGAAACACUCGACCGGUGCUAUUCUCAGCCAGCAACAACAUGACAUGGUCAGUCCGUCGCCUAAUCAGUUGCAGCACGAUUACAUCGCGCAGCUGUCGCAGAAGCACGACUUCAUGUCGUCGAACGUUCAGAUGGCCCAGAACAUUCAGAACUUCCAAAACCAAAUGCAGCGGCAGAUGCAGCAGACCCUCAGCCAGCAGUCCCAGUCGAAAGACAUCAAGCUGGAGAAGCCAAGGUGCAGCACUGACAUCGGCGUGCAGAACGUCCCGAAAGUCAAGCGAGAACCACUCGAGAUCGCCAGCAGGGAAGAAGGGAACAAUUCGGCAAUGGAUAAUCACGAAAACGGGCAGUUGCCGCAACCACCGAUCCAGACCACCAACAUGCAGCAGCCUGCGGUACCAACGAAUUUCGAGCUCGAUCUCAGCCACGGCUUUCAUUUUCCGAGCCCUGCUGUGAUGGCGGCCAUCACAAACCAGCAGAUCGCCCUGAUGAACCAGGCUUUGCCGCCAUUUCUUCAGCACGGCGGAAUGUACGCCGGUGGACCUGGACUGAUGUUCGCGCCUGGUUUACCACCGACAAAUUUUCUGCCACCUACGAGAGAUGAGAAUCCCUUGGCUUCGCUGGCAGCUAACCUUAAUCUGAAUAAGAGAUCUUUGUCGCCGUCGGACGCUAAUUCGCCAGAAGCUAAGAAGCAGAGGCUUCAUCAUUCGAUGCGUAUGUUGAAGGACGAGCCUGUGCCAGAGGGAUACGUCAGAUUCAGAUUCAACGAAGACUGCAGGUACCCUCAUUGCGGCUACAGAGAGCAUCAGACUCACUUCCACUGCAUGCGCCAGGACUGCGGUUACUCGUUCUGCGACAAAACCCGCUUCGUGCAGCAUACUGCUAGGCACGAGCGGCUAGACACCUUGAUGGGCGGUGACUUUCAGCAAUACCGGGCUAACGUGCCCUGCGGCAGAGCUCAAUGCGCGUACACGACUUCCCUUGGGUCAAUGCAGAACAAGGCAUCGCACUUUCACUGUUUGAAAUGCGAUUUUGUUUGCACGGACACGAACAAAGUGGUCGCGCAUCGGCGACAGCACGCCAAGCUAGAUAGCAUCGCGGCUGCGGGUUUCCAGAAGUUUACGCCCAGUCAACCUUGCGGUGGCGUGCAGUGCCAACACUCCGGCAAGCAGACGCACUAUCACUGCCUGCAGUGUCAGUACGCGGUGUUGGGUCUGGCGCAGAUGUCGGCGCACAAGUACCGACACCUUGACACGUAACGAUCUCCCAUAGAAGUCCUGCGCGCGGCAGGAGUAAAAUUAUCUUGGUCCCUGUAGACAUUCCUUAGAGAAUGACGCGGCCAUCUUCCCCCGACUAGGUGAAUCGAACGAAACCUCGGUAGGGGGCUAGUCAGCGACUUCGUCACAAUUCGAUGCCCACCGUCGAUGAUUGUCGCGCGAAAAAGGAAGUCAGAGAUGGUCAUCCGCGAAAAUUCCGGAAGAGGCCCAUAAAAGACAGAUUCCUAGUCCCUAUAGACAUUCCCCAAAAGAUCACUCGAGUGCCUCGAUCAUUCACGAUCGAGCGAUGUUCCUGGUAAUGUGGAUGAUCAGUGACAACCGAUAGGGGGCUAGUCAAUAACAUUUUACCUUCGGGAUGAAUACUGAUAGGUCAAGGCUUUUUCAAGUCGAGGUACAUCUGCUGUUUCGCGGCUAUGUCGAGGAAACGUUGAGGCAACUCGGUCUCUCCGUACUUAGGGUCUGAACAGUGAAAUGAACCGACAAUGAAGACUCGGGAAACGAUCGUUGUCGAGCAAUCUUUUCAGAUUCUCUUUUAAGGGCAAACGACACGGAACCUUGAUACGGAGCAAAUUUAACCGAGCGUUCAUACAGUCGAAUCUCGGAAUAGAAUUCCACUAAUGCCUUGAGAAUCGAGAACGAGGGCGGGAGACGCGAGAACGAAGCGUGUGGCGCGUAGCACCUAAGACAAUAAUAUGAAGACAAGCCUAUAGCGUAGCUUUAGCGCGAAAAAAGACAAACUAUAAUAUUUAAGAAGAGAAGAAAAGAGUAACCUUGUACAUUUUUUCCUUUGUUAGUAUCGUUCUGUGUACCCUCCGCAUGAAUAGUCAUUACGACGAUCUAGACUAUAGAAUAGUUUGAUGCAUUGCCCACAAAUAAAACAUGAAGCAAAUAGGGAAAAAACAAUACUACAAAGCAGGAAGAUACAAUCGGCGAUACAAUCUGACUGGAAUUCUCUAUAUGUUGCAAACCAGCGAGAAUCAAUGCGGCAAAUUCGCGCUUCAGCGUUGAGACUGGAGAAGCGAGGGGAAGAUAUCUUUUUCCUAUCGUCUAGACUGCGAAAUUAAGAAAUGCCUAUUGCGUUAUGUCGGCAGUGUGUUAAUGUCUUCGUUGCACAAUCGAUAACAUGAGAAGACGCAAUAAUAGUUAUUAAUAUUUCUGUAAUCUUGCUCGGUUUUUAUUUUCUUGGUAUUGUUUUGAUCUCGUCACAUUUAAAUUUCGGAAACAGUUAUACACUCUCAUAUAUGGAUCUUUUCAUUAUGAAGAACUCCGUUACUUGUCUAAUUAAUGGUUGAUUGUGCAACGACGAUGAUCUAACGUAACAUUGAAUACUCAUGAACCUGGCCAGAUAAAAAGAAAUAACUUUCGGGAUAUGGAUUGCAUUCUGGAGGGUACGCGACGGAUAUUACAAGCAGUAUUGAUAAACUGAGAAUUAACUAGAAAGACUGCGAGCCGAUAUACGAGAACGGAAUGAGAACAGAGCGACGAUCGUUGAACGAUCAAAUUGAAAAAAAAAGAAUUAAUAUGUCAGAGACAAGAAUUAGAUGUAUAUGUUGCGGAAAGAGAAAUUAUAUUCGAGAUUAUAUUCUAAAACGCGGUCGCUGAUCGACAUAAUGCAAAGCUGUUUAAUAUAUGUAUGUGUAUAGUGUAUAUGUGUAUUCUGAUUGAUAUGAAUUAUUCAAGAGAAGAAUAGAUUUCUCGCGCUUCUGUUCGUCAAGCACAUUCAACAGCGAUAUCUGAAAUCUGUUCAUUUUUAUUUGGCAUAAAGCUUAUUUUUGCUCGUGACUUCGCCGCAUACUCCGCGUCACAUCGACAGCAGUUUUUCUUACAUUUUCUUUCACGCUGCUGUUUUUUUUAGAUCAAGAGUAUUUUUGCUUUUUUUUUAUCUUCAUACGCACACUGCGUCAAGGAAAGGUGGAAGUCAUUGCAUUAACUGGUUUUAUCUUUGAGACGAGAUACGGUUCGUUUGCACGUAGGACGACGGAGAGAGAUAAUAACGCCGGAUGAAUGAUAAGAAGUAUCCGGCGUGGUUGCCGUAUGUAUGUUCUUGUAUGGAGGCCAGAGAUGACGCAUACAUAUUUCCUUGGCGAAUAUUAGAAUGGAAAAUGUAAUCCGCGACAACGGGAGACGCGCUAGGGUGCCUUCAGGAUUUUUCUCCGAACUCUUUUAGGACCGUGCCUUAGCGACUUAACGUACAAUGGACACAAAGUUAUUCAUUCAAUAGUAGCGGCAGAAAUAGUAAAGCAACAAUCAGAUCAUUAUCCACACCUGUUUGCGCAGCCGUAGCUAUGAUUGAAUUUCGGAGCAGAAUAUCGUCAAUCGCGGUUUAGAGCGGAAGACUGAGUCCCAAUUUUGAACUGACGACAAAUUCCUAACACGAUCAUCGAUUUCGAUGAUUAUACGGUAUGGUUCCUGAAUCAAUAAACAUUCUUUCUGAAUUACUGUAACCGACUGACCGGAAGGCGAUCAUAGACUUGAUAACUGGAGGACGUUAGUGCCUUACGUCAGACUAGACAAAACGCCGCAAACUGUAUCCGCCGACAUUUAUAAUAGAAGGCAUGUUUUUACAUUUUUUAAGAGAUAUCUACUGACUUGUUUCAACAAAAUUACUGAAUUGCUACGAAUCAUCGUCGAGAGGAAUUUUCAAACCUAUGUAGAUCUCGAGAGGUGAUACAAUUUCGUUACUAUUACAAUAUUAAAGAGUUUCUUAGAAUUGCCAAUAAAAAAGCUCGACUCAUAGUUGUUUUUUCUGAAUAUAUUGCGUUAUGAAUAUUUUAAUAAAGAUGAAAAAAUCUCGCGCGCUCUCUGUGUUGCAGCAAAACAGCAGUUUGUCAUAAAUAAUUUACAAUGUUUUAAUUUCCGACAUCAUCAUAAUGAAAAUGUGUCUGCCCUGUAAACUACGAUUUUUUUUGUUUUUGUUUUGUUCGUUUUCGCUCGUAAUAAGCGAAGAUGAUAGUGGCCAGUCCGUAUUCUAAUUUAUGUUAUAGACCUUGGUCAUUCUCUGAAUCGUAAAAAGAUAUCUCGUAUCCACCAACGUAUGCGUUGCUACUAUCAAAGUUCAUACCAGGCAAAGAUGUAUACGAAUACUUUAUACUUUAUCGAAAAGAGAUCAUACGAAAUAUCACAUAUCGAGAAGUCGCAAUGUUCUGCUUCAGCAGAGGAACAUCAGUUGCGUAACGACAAUAUAACUGCGAAGUAUAACGAUUAUAAGACGCCAUGUAUAAAAAAUGAACAUUUUGAGUAAUAACGAGAAGGCUGUUUACUUUAAUUAGACACAUCUUGCAUCCAUGUGACCCAUAGUCCGCAAAAGAUAUGACGAUGAAAUGUUAAAACCGGAUUUCUUGGCAACAAAGUUCACGAAGAGGUUUCAGAAAGUUUGUUUUCAAAUAGAAUGAUACUUGAUCACCUUGCACACCUUGAUCUUCCAUUUUAUAAUAUUUAUAGACUCAUAAAUAGCCAAGUGAGACGAAUUCGCGAUGAGCCCAGAUGGACCGAUUAUAUUUACACGUAAAGCGAUGGAUCGAGUGGAUUCGGUGGAGACAGCUCGAAGGGAGGAAUCCUGGUUGGUUUUCCUGAAAUAUUACAAUAGUAGAGCAUUCCAAUAGCGAGUCGGUAGUCAUCGAACUUGUCCACGUGGACGGUGCGUCGCUCUUACGUGGCGAUUUAUCAAAAAUCGCGGGGAAAGUUCGUCGGUUUUGCGCGGUAUCGCGUGUCGCAUCGGCGAUGUAACACGAUAGCGAAUCGGACAUCAACCCCAGAGUAGCAGGAGAAGAAAACGAGUACGAGAUUCGAAGAUACCAUUCGCAUCGAGAACGUGGAGAGGCUAGAGUCCAGCCAUUAAACGAGUGCCAUAAAACCACGCUGUAAACAGUCCAAGUACAUUUUUACUAUGUUAAGUCGCGAGACGCGUGCGGGACUAUGGAAAAUUAGGGAUACAAUUAGGGUCGAUAGACAACUCUGUAUAAUAUUUAUUUAGCGUUUAGGAGUGACGGAUGUGUGAGGAAGAAGCGAGCGAAUGAGGAGGACAAUGUAGGGAACAAUCGCGUGGGAAUACAAAAUUUAUCUGUUUACAAUAUAAUUGCGAGAAGUAAAUUUUGUUUGAACGUGGAAUGACAGAGAAAGAGAGAGAUUAGCAUAUGGUGAUUGCCUUAUAAAAAUAUCGAGAAUUCUAUUAUAUAUAAAUAUAUAUAAUUUAUGCGGAUUAUACAUUAUAUAUAUUUUUAUAUAAUAUAUAUAAACGUGAAUUAUCGCUUUCGAAAACGAUGCAACUGAAACAAAACAAGAAUGAAACGAAAGAAAUGUAUACCAGUAGAGUGUACUAUUAUUUGAAAAAGCUAGAGAGGUUCUAUCGUAUGGUCGUUAGUAAUAAAAUAUCUCUGCUGUAUGGAUCUAAAGAGAAGAAAAGAGAAACGAUUAUAUAAUUUUAUCUAUUAUUAUUAUAUUAUACUAUUAUUACUGUUUAAUUUUGCUCGUCAGGUUCGUGCUGUAACCUUUCGUACCUACAGAACGGACGUGCGGGCACUACACUGUGUAUUAUUCUCUAUUAUUAUUAUUAUUAAUUAUUAUUAUUAUUAUUAUUAAUUAUUAUUAAUUAUUAUUUGAAAGUUUGCCCGUCAGGUCCGCCCUGUAGCCUUCGAAUCUACAGGGCGGGCGUGCGGGCUCUUAUUAUUAUUAUUAUUAUAUUAAUGAUUAUUGAACCACAUCUUAUGUAGCUGUGAUUUUGCUUUCAAAAAGUAAAAAUUAAAAAUAUUUAUAGCAACUGAAA